Messenger RNA from Linum trigynum, 3095 nucleotides. The record is from the annotation of a GenBank genome assembly. Lineage: Eukaryota; Viridiplantae; Streptophyta; Magnoliopsida; Malpighiales; Linaceae.
CCAUAUGGUACCAGUGUGGUAUUGUAAAAAAAUCAGAGUAUGGAUAGGUUUUGUAUUUCACUGUAAGUACUUUGACCACUGCUAGAACUUUUUUCCCUUAGAAUACCACAUGGUACCAGUGUGGUAUUGUGAAAACAUUAAGCAUAGUAGAGUUUUUUUACGUUUGGUAUUUGUGAAGUAUGUACUUGAAGAAAGAAGUGAUGAUUUACCUUGAUCGUUGAAGACGUCGAAGUUGGAAAUCCUAAUUUUGUCGCUGAAGACGUCGAACUGGAAACCCUCACUUGAUCGCUGAAGAACUGAGAUCAGUAUCCUUUGCUAAGCGAAAUGAAAAUUCGAGAUUCGACUUCGACUUCAACGGUGCAGUUUGCGAAGAUGAAAUGAGAGAGAGAGAGAGAGAGAGAGAGAGAGAGAGAGAGAGAGAGAGAGAGAAUGGAUAGCGUAAAUGCAGAGCGAAAAGCAGAGAUGGAACUCGAACCGCCUGUGAUUUUUCUGUUUUUACAGAGUUGGUGAUAAUGAUGGCGGGGAAGGCUCGGUUACCUUUUUCAAAUUGUCAGAAGGUCAGUUACUAUUAUACCCCUACGUGUAUUUGCUAUUCUACAUCUGACGGUUAUUAAUGGAUUGCAAUGGACGGCCGAUCCGGUGGUUACUGGCCGUUACUCACCGGUAGGUUACUUACAGGAACUGCUCCCCGCCGCCGGGGUAAUCCUCUCCACGGGAUUCAUCCACGUGCUACCAGAUGCCUUUGAGAGCCUGACCUCGCCAUGUCUCCCCGAAACCCCCUGGGCCAAUUUCCCGUUCGCCGGAUUCAUCGCCAUGGUGGCGGCGAUGGGACCCUGGCCGUUGAUUCGUUCGCAACUGCUUACUUCUCAAAGGCGCACGGUCAGGAAGAAGAGAACCGCGGCGGCGCCGAGGACCCCGAGGAGCGCGGGGAGGCCCACACGCAUGCGACUCACGGCCAUUCGCACGGCGCUAUCUCCGCGGCGGCGGGGGGCCCGAGUUCCGGUGAGGCGCAACUCAUUCGCCACCGAGUCAUCUCGCAAGUUUUGGAGGUCGGAAUCGUGGUGCAUUCGGUUAUCAUCGGCAUUUCAUUGGGCGCAUCGGAAAGUCCCAAGACGGUGAGGCCUUUGCUUGCUGCUCUGACGUUUCAUCAAUUUUUCGAAGGAAUGGGUCUUGGAGGCUGCAUUGCUCAGGCCAAGUUCAAAUCGCGAGGUGUCGCAAUGAUGGUUCUCUUCUUCUCCGUCACCACUCCGCUUGGAAUCGGAAUCGGCAUGGGGAUUUCAAACGUCUACAAAGAGAACAGUCCAACGGCUCUCAUAGUGGAAGGUGUCUUCAACUCGGCGUCGUCGGGAAUUUUGAUUUACAUGGCGCUCGUUGAUCUGUUGGCCGCCGAUUUCAUGCACCCAAAAGUACAAGCCAGUGGGCGACUUCAGAUCGGAGUUCAAAUUGCUCUUCUUCUAGGCGCUGGAUUUAUGUCCCUACUAGCAAUCUGGGCUUAAGUUGUGUGCGUCCAACCCGCACCUUUUUUUUUUUCUUCUUCUUCUUCUCCCCCUCGGCUAGCUAGUUCUAGUAGUCUUCAUUUCAAUGUCGUGGAUCAUUAUCGAACUACUUCCAAAAUGGACUCCCUCGUCAGUGAUGCAAAACCUUGGACCCAAAUUGUUCAUAGCAGUAACAGGAACAUGAUCGAUCUCGACCUUCUCGAAACAUUAUAUCUUGACGUGCAAUUUCGUCUCCAAAUGAUUAUUUGCUUAAGGACAAACGAGAGAAACAAACGUUAUAGAGAUAACAUAUACUUUAUCUCAUCAUCAUCAUCAUUCUGGAGAAGCCGAACAAGCAAAUAGCAUAACUUAAUUUCUAGAAUAUCCGAGUUUGGGGAAAAACGCUGCUAGUGAGAGUUUUUUGGUGCCACAAGCCAAAAUUUAUUAGGGUGCGUUUGGAUAGAUGUAUUUCAAUCGUAACUAGCAAGGAUCCACUCGCGCUCGCUCAUAUUACCUGUCUGGAUGAACAUAGCAUAAGUUAACUCCAAUAUGGUUAGUCAUUCUAUUUCUCAUGAGAAGUCGGUGUUUGUUGGAUUGGUGGUCUUUGUUGGUGGGUUGUGUUCCUGUUUUUAGGCAGUGUUGGUGUUUUCACUUUUUAUAGAUGGUGGGGCGCAACAGCCGAGCUGUGGUCUUUUUAUAUAGCUUGGGCCGCAGCAGCAGUAUUGUUUUUCGGAACAGAUAAAAGAACAAAAGGCUAAGCAAUUCAACAACUAUGGAAUUGCCAGUAUAUUAGAACUCUAAAACCGAGAAUGAGCACUGGAUAAUGGGAAGGCAUACUCAAAACGUACCCUGGAAUUAACAGGACGACUCGAACACCAACCAUACAAUCAUCAAGUAUGUAUCCUAGGAUUUCAAGAUGCCUAAUCACAUAAAUCUAACUGGUUAUGAAGCAUAUAAUGCAGCAGCCGAGGAUGUGAAAACAAUAACAUUUGGUUGCACACAGAAUAUAGGGAAACUUUGCAGAUAACAUUUAUAUAAUAGCCAAACGCACAAAGGGCCUUCGGUUCUGUAGGUAAGAAGUAUCAGUUUGAAAGAAAGCAAGAAUGACUUAUAUGACCUAAAAGAACCAAACUUUUAGGCAUGAAUGUGUCACUGUGGAACGUUGCAGCAAGUAGCAGGCAUCCCUAUCAUGGUUAAAGAGUAAGCAUUUGUAAGUGGCAACAUAUAAAGCUAGUGUACCAACGAUUGGGUGCAGGCAAUCUUCCAGAAUUGGGAGGAAUAGAGCAUGAUUCACCACCAAGCUCAUCAAAUGUUUCUGUGUAUACAAUGUUCCUUGUGUAGUUUUCGUAAAUGUAAUCUUCAUUUUGAAUAUGAAACUUCAAACCAUCAGCCGACCUAACUCUCAAAAUAACAACAUAUUCUUGAAUGCUGAAUAGACCGCCAUGCCUGUGUUAGCAACCUAACAGGGGAAAAUUAAAAUCACAAUUAAGUGAUUGAGACACAGCAGGAAAAAGGUCUAGAGUCUCGAACCAUGUUAAUUGAAGCCAAGAUGGAGUUCUCUCAAUUUAUAGAACCUAGCAGAACUAUACGAUACUAUAAGAAUCAAGCAAUAAGAAUCAA